AUGGCGACGUUCUCCUUACGAAAGUCGGCGUCCUUGCUAUUAUUUAGCAGGAGGCUGUUGAGGCCGGAGCUGAAUAGAAUUUGCUGUUAUCACGACAAGGUGGUGGACCAUUAUGAAAACCCGAGAAACGUGGGCUCUUUGGACAAGAACUCCAAAAAUGUGGGGACAGGACUUGUAGGGGCCCCAGCCUGUGGGGAUGUUAUGAAACUACAGAUCGAAGUAGAUGAAAAUGGAAAGAUAGUGGAUGCAAAAUUCAAAACCUUCGGCUGCGGAUCAGCUAUAGCCUCCAGUUCUCUGGCCACAGAGUGGGUGAAAGGGAAGUCGGUCGACGAAGCUCUGAAGAUUAAAAACACAGACAUUGCUAAAGAACUCUGCCUUCCUCCAGUUAAGCUUCACUGUUCUAUGCUCGCGGAAGAUGCCAUAAAAGCAGCGCUUUCAGACUACCGACUGAAACAAGACAAGAACGAGGAACGUGCCAAAGCCAGCAACUGA
Molecule: messenger RNA, 492 nt
Organism: Menidia menidia (Atlantic silverside)
Lineage: Eukaryota; Metazoa; Chordata; Actinopteri; Atheriniformes; Atherinopsidae
Source: the annotation of a GenBank genome assembly